Molecule: messenger RNA, 2550 nt
Organism: Lachancea thermotolerans CBS 6340
Lineage: Eukaryota; Fungi; Ascomycota; Saccharomycetes; Saccharomycetales; Saccharomycetaceae
Gene: HIR2
Product: Hir2p
Exons: 1
Coding region: 1-2550 (849 amino acids)
Biological process (GO): regulation of DNA-templated transcription; chromatin remodeling; DNA-templated transcription
Cellular component (GO): nucleus; HIR complex
Molecular function (GO): protein binding; nucleosome binding
Source: RefSeq, a predicted model, not a curated record
AUGAAGCUCCUAAAAUAUCCCAGAGCUUUGCACAAUGGCCGGAUUGUGGCUUGUGCAUGUGUCGAUGAUAAAUUGGUGACUGCCGGUACAAGCUCGGUCAGUGUUUGGCCCUGUAGCGAUUUGGUUGGUGCUGCGAUGGACAAAACGCCGGCUAAAGAGGUACGAGAGAGCUUCGAAAUAUUACUCUCAGAUGGAAAAUCAGGCCCAUUGAAGCUCAUAGGUGGGUGCCCAACACAGCUCUAUGUGAGUUCUGAUCGCGCUGUGUUCUUUGCAAAUUCGUGGCUCGAGGCACGCGAAAAGUCUCAAUUCGAGCCUUUAUUCGAGGUUAAAUCCCCUGCAUGUAUUACAGACGUACAGCUAGAUACAUCUUUGCACCUGAUGUUUGUGCUGGUAAGCCAGGGUGUGGAAGGUAACUAUAUUGCACUACUCAGUACCGAAAACAAGCGCGAGGUUGACCGGAUUCCUCUAGGCGCGUCUCAGCCAGUUACUGGGGUAUUAGAUCCUCUUAGUCAAUUCUUUACUGUGGUUUGCGCUGACCGUAAUGUUUCGGUUUUUCAGUACAGUGCGUCCGGUAACUUUAAACUUCUGAAUAGGCUUUCGCACUACCUACAAGUCGACCCCCUCCGUUAUCGUAUCUCUAUGUCUCCACAGGCCGACAUUCUGCCCAUUCUAAACUCCGUCAGCGGAUCCACACCUGCUAUUUUGCUCUUAGACAGGAAAAACGGUUUUAAGUUGAAAUCAACAUUGGUUGGACAUUUUGACAAGUGCCAAGCGUUUCAGUUUUCUCCAAAACUCUACCAGAAAACUCUAAAAUCAGGCGCUAAAUCCACUUACAACUUGGCUGCCUCUUCUGGCUUUGAUGCAGGAAACAUCGUUAUUUGGAACACGAGGCGUUUGAAACCUCUUCUAAAUACAAAAUGCACAGAUGACUCCUAUGUGACAGAUUUGCAAUGGACAGCAGACGGUUUGGCCCUUUUUGCUACCACUAAUGAUGGAACUUUACUUAUAUUUGCCUUUCGUCCAGAAGAGUUAGGAGAAGUUCUUCCAGACAACGAAGUAACCAAACUGAGGUCUCAAAUUCCCACCCUUGAACCUCUUCCUGUUGUUGAAAAGCCUGUCAGCAGGGCCAACUCAAAAGCAAAUACACCGGCACAGGGGCCGUCAGGGAAUGUCACAAAGGUAAAUGAUAAAAAGAAAAUCGCCCCCACUGUUAUUCAAAGCACUUCGAUGGAAUUCAAUGCUCCCUCCUACAGCGUACCCAAAGAUCUGAAAAGGAAGCCGAAAGAUGCUGCACAGCAGCUUUCGACUAAAAAGCAGAAGCAUGACUUAGAACCUAUGGACUUUUUAGAUACCAAUCUUUUAAUGCCAUCUGUGUCGUUUUCGAAAAUGCGACUUGCUGCACCCAAAGUUCGGCUAUCACUCAUUUACAAGCCUACCGAAAACGAAGCAUUCUCGCUAAACGUGAAAAAUGGAUCUGGUAAUGAGCAAACGCCCACUAUACUCUCUCUCAAGCUUAACGAAUCUGGCCAAGAGAAAGUCGUUUUCGAGGAUUUCCUGCCGAAGCUAAUAACAAUUUGCACCGCCGGUGAAAACUUUUGGGGCUGCUGUAGUGAUGAUGGUACGAUUUACAUUUAUUCUGACUCUGGUAAGAAGUUGCUGCCUCCAAUGAUAAUGGGUGUUCCCAUAAGCUUUUUAGAAGCUUGUGGAAAGUUUCUACUGUGCUUGACAUCUAUGGGACAACUCUACUGCUGGGACGUUGAGCGUGCCGCACUGCAUUUUCCUCCCAACUCUGUGUAUCCGCUUCUGAGCCCGAAUCUACGUUUCUCGGAUGACGUCCUCACUAGAGCAGAGAAUAUCACAAUGUGUACAUUGACUCUUAAUGGGGUUCCGAUAGUCACAUUAAGCAACGGCGAUGGGUACAUGUUUGAUAAAGCAAUGGAAAGUUGGAUGCUCAUUAAUGACUCAUGGUGGGCUUACGGUUCUCAGUACUGGAAUACCACAAAAACCACUAUCGCUAGCACUUACGCAGAUGAUGCCGCUGACAAGCACGACAAGAAACACCAAAACUGGAAUUCGGAAGCCAAAGGUCUAUCAGAAGAGUUGAAAGAAAACAAAAAGAGCAUACUGAAUUACUUGGAAAGCAAAACUAAUGAUGAACUCAACCGGAAAGGCCGGGCCCGCGCCUUGCAAAAGUUUGCGAAAACAAUUUUAAUGAAGGAGGGAUACGAAAACUUAGAAGAAGUUGUAACAUUGUCCCACUUAGAAAACAAACUUCUUGUGUCCUUGCGUUUGGGCGAGAAUGAUGAAUUCCUCAAGCUAAUAGUCAUAUAUUGCAUUAGGUUGAGUGAGAUGGGUUACAGAGACCGUUUGGACGAUGUGCUUCAAUGGUUGUAUAAUGAUGGGGACUACAAAGUGAAAACAGUUGCUGGGGUGUCCGCUUAUGAGCUUCUCAAGAAGAUCAUUGUUGCAUGUGCCGACAUAAGGCAUGUACAGAGGGUCACAACCAGUUACGCUACUGCAAUUGGGCUGAUCAAUGAGUCAAUAAUAUAA